AUGACGGCAAUGGCCUCCACCAUCGUGCGUCCAUCUUUGGACCCUUCCCUUCGCAAUGAACAGUCUGACAUCGUCAUACCGGAAAGGCUAGACAUUGCCGAACUGCGCAAAGCUACAAUUUCCGCGUACAGCGUCGACACCGUCCUCGACAAAUACCUAGACUACAGCCACACAGAGCAUGUCGUCCAGUCGCCCAGCGACGAUAACGAGAGUGUGCUUCUGUCCGUCUUUCGGCCAAAGAAACCGACCUCCAGCAGACUGCCGUGCUUGUACAGUGUCCACGGCGGUGGCCAGGUCACCGGCAAUCGUUUCGCCGCCCUGGACGUGCUCAUGGGUUACUUCGAUGGUCUGCAAAUGAUCGUCGUGACUGCUGAGUACCGCCUUGCACCGGAACACAAGGCCCCGGCCGGCGCAGGUGACUGCUACACAGGACUCGUCUGGGCCGUUGAGCAUGCUUCUGACCUCGGCAUCAAUCCGGACAGAGUCCUCGUGUGCGGUGUCUCUGGCGGCGGAGCCGUGGCGGCCGCCACCGUUAUGAUGGCCCGCGACAAACAGCACCCCAGGGUACACGCGCAGAUGCUGCUCACGCCGAUGCUCGAUGACUGCGGCAGCACCGUGUCUGCCAAGCAGUUUCACACGGGAGUGCCGUGGUGUGGCGUCACCAACCUAGACGCCUGGGACAUGGUGCUCGGGAAGAGGCGCGGCAGGCCGGACGUAACGCACCUGGAGGCGCCUGCGCGCGCAAUGGACCUAUCCAACUUACCAGCCGCUUUCAUUGAUGUCGGCGAGUGCGAGGUGUUCCGUGACGAAGCUGUCGCCUAUGCUUCCAAGAUGUGGGAAUGUGGCAGUACCGCCGAGCUGCAUGUGUGGCCGGGCGCAUACCACGGCUUCGACAUAGUUGCUCCCGACACUCCUCUCGCCAAAGUGGCCAUCGAGACUAAGAAGGCCUGGAUUAAGAGAAUGAUUUCAACUUGA
Penicillium riverlandense is the source of this 975-nucleotide messenger RNA. RefSeq names its product alpha/beta hydrolase. The record is from RefSeq and is a predicted model, not a curated record. NCBI's taxonomy places the organism in Eukaryota, Fungi, Ascomycota, Eurotiomycetes, Eurotiales, Aspergillaceae. The coding region runs from base 1 to 975 and encodes 324 amino acids. Gene Ontology annotation, molecular function: hydrolase activity. The transcript has a single exon.